AUGGGAAGGGCACCAUGUUGUGACAAGAAGGGUUUGAAGAAAGGACCUUGGACUGCUGAAGAGGAUGAAAUUCUUGCUAACUAUAUCAACAAAAAUGGUGGUCAUGGAAGCUGGCGUUGUCUCCCUAAAAUCACAGGUCUUCUUCGUUGCGGUAAGAGUUGCAGGCUUAGGUGGACCAACUAUCUGAGACCCGACAUUAAACGCGGACCCUUUACUCCUGAGGAAGAAAAACAAGUCAUACAACUUCAUGCCAUCCUAGGAAAUAGGUGGGCUGCAAUUGCAUCUCAGUUACCAGGAAGAACAGACAACGAGAUAAAGAACUUUUGGAACACGCAUUUGAAGAAGCGUCUCAAAAGCAUGGGGAUUGAUCCAAAAACACACGAGCCAGUAGCCUCAUCAACUAGCUACCCCAAUCACAAGUCACACGCAUCGGUUUUGACACGUCAUAUGGCUCAAUGGGAGAGUGCAAGGCUCGAAGCAGAAGCCAGACUCUCAACUGAAUCAUCACACUUCAAGAGCAGCAACAAUCAUAAUUCCCCUGAAAAAACUGAUUCUUCUUCUGACUACUUUCUCCGAAUGUGGAACUCUGAAGUUGGAGAUGCAUUUCGCAAUGUUCAAAAACCAGAUACCGAUCAUGAUACCAAAACUAGUCGCUGUCAGAGUCCUAUUUCUGCUGUCACAGCAAGCAGCAGCGUGAAAGAAGAAUCGGAGUGGAAAAACGAUAAGUUUUGCGCUGAAAAUGUGAUUCUUGAAUCUGAUUCAACAAGCUCUAAUGACUUGGAAGAUUCAUCAGACACUGCUUUGCAGCUCUUGUUCGAUUUUCCUAUGAACAACGAUAUGAGCUUCUUAGAAAACUAUUUUGCUUAA
Vicia faba (fava bean) is the source of this 867-nucleotide messenger RNA. NCBI's taxonomy places the organism in Eukaryota, Viridiplantae, Streptophyta, Magnoliopsida, Fabales, Fabaceae. The record is from the annotation of a GenBank genome assembly.